Molecule: messenger RNA, 984 nt
Organism: Tinamus guttatus (white-throated tinamou)
Lineage: Eukaryota; Metazoa; Chordata; Aves; Tinamiformes; Tinamidae
Cellular component (GO): cytosol
Molecular function (GO): glyoxylate reductase (NADPH) activity; hydroxypyruvate reductase [NAD(P)H] activity; NAD binding
Source: RefSeq, a predicted model, not a curated record
AUGGAAGACCAGGAGCUGCCAUAUGUGCUAAUUGAUUGUAUAGAAGGGAAACAUGGAGUAUAUAAGGACCACCUUGGAUUUCUGAAGAAACGUUUUUGCCUUAUCACCAUGAAAGAGUAUCUUGAAAACAAGGAGAUUCUUAGCAAAAAGAUCAGAGCUAUUUAUAUGUGGUAUCACAAGCCCGUUAUUGACGAAGAGCUGCUCCGGAGCCUGCCUAACUUGAAGAUAGUUUCAAGCUCUGGAGUAGGAAUAGAUCACUUGGACCUGAAGCUCCUGUCCAGGUUUGGUGUGAAAGUGUCCAACACUCCAUUUGCUGUUUCCACGGACACUGCAGACUUCGGGAUGGCUUUGAUGCUGGCAUCUGCCCGGAGACUUGUGGAAGGCUAUCAGAUGGCAGUUUCCCCUGACACUGAGUAUUUCCCUGGUAACUGGCUGGGAGUUAAAGUUUCUGGGGCAACUCUAGGGAUUGUUGGAAUGGGCACCAUUGGCUACAAAGUGGCUCAGAGGGCCAAAGCCUUUGAAAUGAAGAUACUGUACCACAACAGGAACCAGAGAAACAAGGAAGAAGAGAGUGCUGUUGGAGCUGUUUACUGUAAAAAGAUAGAUGACUUGCUCCAGCAGUCAGAUUUUGUGAUGCUGGCUGUGAAUCUGACUCCACAGACGCACAAACUGAUCGGGAAGAGGGAACUGGAGCUGAUGAAACCCACAGCUACUCUCGUUAACAUCAGCAGAGGUCUGGUUGUGGAUCAGGAUGCUCUGAUGGAAGCCCUUCAAAACAAAGUUAUUAGGGCAGCUGCUCUGGAUGUGACAUAUCCUGAACCUUUGCCAAGGGAUCAUCCUUUGUUAAAGAUGAAGAACGUUAUAAUAACUCCUCACAUUGGAAGUGCCACUGAAGACACUCGCCGCAUUAUGAUGCAGGACAUGGCUGAGAGCAUAGAAGCUGCUCUUGCAGGUCUUCCUGUCCCUAACGAAGUGGUACUGUGA